This is a messenger RNA of Carya illinoinensis, 2591 nucleotides long. Its product is annotated as pentatricopeptide repeat-containing protein At2g13600-like. Bases 133 to 2448 code for a protein of 771 amino acids. Gene Ontology annotation, molecular function: protein binding; RNA binding. The transcript has a single exon. The record is from RefSeq and is a predicted model, not a curated record. Gene Ontology annotation, biological process: RNA modification. NCBI's taxonomy places the organism in Eukaryota, Viridiplantae, Streptophyta, Magnoliopsida, Fagales, Juglandaceae.
UUAGAGUCAGUCAACAUUGUCACUAACAGGCCUUUUUAACUAUUUCUUCUUUCCCAAAAAACAAAUAGGAUGAUUUGGAUUUGCUUUCCUUAACGAUGGAUCUGUUGAAAAUGGAAAUAAAUAACCGUGAGCAUGGAAUGGUUAAAUUUGCUUCUUAAAAUUAAUGGGUUCGUACGAUAUUAUUGGAGUCCAAACCUCACACAGGUCUCCGAUUCUAUCGUUAAAAUGUCUCAAGCUAUGAAACCUGCAUGGCUAUAUGCCAUUAGCCCAAAAAAAAGUUUCCACGCCUAUGUAGAAUCAUGUGUCUCCCUAUUGAAAAACCUCCCCAGCAAAAGCUUGUUCACUGACGGAAGUGUCAUACAUGGACAUUUGAUCAAGAUGGGUGUUUCUUCAGAGAGAUAUAUAGCCGUAAGACUUCUAAUGAUGUACCUCAACGGCAGAAAAUCUCAUGAAGCUGAUCAAAUUGUUAAGGAUUUUCACGGGUUUGAUCUUGUCGUGCAUAAUUGCUUGAUCGGUGCCUACGUGAAGUGGGGAAAUCUCGCUGGUGCUCGCUGCCUGUUUGAACAAAUGCCCGAAAGAAACGAAAUCUCGUGGACUGCACUGAUAUCGGGUUUCAUGAAAUGUGGAAGAGUCGAAGAGUCAAUGUGGUACUUUGAGAGGAACCCAUUUCAGAAUGUGGUUUCUUGGACUGCAGUAAUUAGCGGGCUUGUGCAAAAUGGGUUUAACAUUGAAGCUUGGAAGUUUUUCGUGAAGCAGCUUGAACAUGGGGUCAAACCAAAUGAUGUUACUUUUACUUCUGUUAUUAGAGCUUGUACAGGCUCUGGUGAAUUUAGAUUGGGAAUGAGUGUUUUGGGGUUGAUCAUUAAAGAGGGCUUUGAACACCAUUUAUCGGUGUGCAAUUCGAUGAUCACAUUGACCUUGAGGAUCGGUGAAAUCAAUUUGGCUAGGAGAGUAUUUGAUCAAAUGGUAAAACGAGAUGCUGUUUCUUGGACUGCAAUCCUAGAUAUGUACGUUGAGAUGGGGGACUUGGGGGAAGCACGUCGAGUCUUUGACGAGAUGCCUGAGAGAAAUGAGAUAUCCUGGAGUGCAAUGAUCGCAAGGUACACGCAGAGCGGUUAUCCUGAAGAAGCGUUGAACCUCUUCUGUCAGAUGGUUCAACAUGGGUUUAACGCUAAUACCUCUUGUUUCUCUAGUGUUAUUAGUGCAUUGGCCAGUCUCAAUGCUUUUCGAGCGGGGAUGAACAUUCAUGCUCAUGUUAUCAAGAUUGGGAUUGAGGAAGAUGUCUUCAUCGGUGGUUCUCUACUUAGCUUCUACUGUAAAUGUGGAAAACUUGAAUAUGGUCGUUUGAUGUUUGAUUCAAAUUUGGAGAAGAACGUGGUUUCAUGGAACUCUAUGAUUGGUGGGUAUACUCUGAAUGGACAGAUGGAAGAAGCGAAGGCGUGGUUUGAUGACAUGCCUGUGCGAAAUAUUAUCUCGUGGAACACUAUGAUUGUUGGUUACACAGAAAACAAACAAUUUGAUAAAGCGUUUGAAGUACUCCAUGAGAUGCUUUUGUCAGGGGAAGUCCCUAACCAGUCCACCUUCUCAAGUGUACUUUGCGCUUGUGCAAGCAUAGCCUCAUUAGAUAGAGGCAAGAACCUCCAUGGGAAAUGCAUGAAACUUGGAUUUCAAUAUGAUAUUUUUGUGGGUACUGCCCUGAUUGAUAUGUAUGCAAAAUCUGGUGAUGUUGAAAGCUCCAAGCAGGUCUUUAAUAGAAUGCCAAAGAAAAACGAAAUUUCUUGGACUGUGAUGAUUCAAGGGCUUGCAGAAAAUGGUUUUGCCGAGGAAUCUCUUACUUUGUUUGAAGAAAUGGAAAGAACUUCACCUGUUGCUCCCAACGAGCUCAUGCUUUCUUCGAUUCUUUUUGCUUGUUCACACUCCGGUUUGAUUGAUAAAGGACUUAGGUACUUCGAUUCAAUGGAGGAGGUUUAUGGUAUAAAGCCUAAAGGAAGACACUACACCUGCAUGGUGGAUAUGCUGUCUCGAGCAGGACGUCUGUCUGAAGCUGAAAAGUUUAUCAAAUCCAUGCCAUUUCAGCCCGAAAUUAAUGCAUGGAAAGCUCUAUUGAGUGGCUGCACUAUCUAUAAAAAUGAGAAGAUGGCAGAAAGGACAGCUAAGAAGCUCUGGGAAUUAGCGCAGAAGAACUCUGCAGGUUAUGUAUUAUUGUCAGGUGUUUAUGCUUCAGCUGGUAGAUGGACAGAUGUUAGGAAUAUUAGGAAGUUGAUGAGGUUAAAAGAGUCGCAAAAGAGUCGUGGCUGUAGUUGGAUAGAGCUGAAAAAUCAUGUCCAUUCUUUUUACUCGGAAGAUGGAACUCACUCUCAGUCGGAUGAAAUUUAUGAAAUUUUAGAUCUGCUGAGAUCGGAAAUGCCGGUCCGUAAUAAGGUUUAUUCUCAAGUUCAAUCAUUUUAGCUGUAUUUACAGUUUUACUUGUACUUACCACAGGUAUUUUAUUAGUUUUUUUUAUUUUUUAUUUUUUAAAUUCAAAUUUUGAAUUUCAAAUUUUAUAAUUUUUCAAUGUAUCAAUAACUGAUAAUAAGUAAAUGUUUUUAUAA